This is a messenger RNA of Mandrillus leucophaeus (drill), 361 nucleotides long. RefSeq names its product sterile alpha motif domain containing 5 (gene SAMD5). NCBI's taxonomy places the organism in Eukaryota, Metazoa, Chordata, Mammalia, Primates, Cercopithecidae. The record is from RefSeq and is a predicted model, not a curated record. The coding region runs from base 68 to 358 and encodes 96 amino acids. The transcript is spliced from 2 exons.
UCGCGGCCACACGAUCGCCCCCCGCAGCAGGGAGCUGGUGAGCUACCCCAAACUGAAGCUGAAGAUCAUGAUCAGGGAUAAGCUCGUCCGUGACGGCAUCCACCUGAGCAAGCCCCCGUACUCCCGCAAGGUAUUAUUAUGCCGCUCCCUUCAAGAAGUAAUUUGCGUGCUGUUUAUUGGAGCUUUGAAUUUAAUCAUCUCAAUCCCACGCUAUUGCAGGAUGACUAUAAGAAGAUGUAUUGACAUUUCUUUGGACACAUUAUUUUGCCUCCAUUGUGUGUUGUUUUGCCAGAAUACUGAAGGCAAUGUUUGUACGAUGGCACAUCCAAAUAAAAAGCAUGUCCUCCUUUUGGGAUAGUGA